Molecule: messenger RNA, 624 nt
Organism: Coffea arabica (coffee)
Lineage: Eukaryota; Viridiplantae; Streptophyta; Magnoliopsida; Gentianales; Rubiaceae
Source: RefSeq, a predicted model, not a curated record
AUGAAAAAAGAUAAGAGAACUGGCCAAUCGGAGUUAAGGAAUGAGGAGAGAAAACAGAUUGAGCAAAGCCCUGAUGGGGUUGGGGAGGAAAGGAAAAAGAAGAAACAUGACAAGAUUGUGAGAGGUGAAGAUACAGAGAAAAGAGAUGAGGGUAGGAAUAAGGCUAAGCAAGAGAUUGUGGAAGUUGAAAGGAACAUUAUUGAUGGUGUUGAAGGUGAAAGUGUGAAGAGAAAGGAUAAGAAGAAGAAAAAGAAGGAUGAGGGUGAGGAGGAUGGAGAAAAUAUUGGCAAAAAAGGAAAGAAAAAUAGCCAAUCGGAGGUGAGGAGUGAGCAGAGAGAACAGAUUGAGCGAAGCCCUGACAGUGGGGUUGGGGAGGAAAGGAAAAAGAAGAAACAGGAGAAGAUUGGGAGAGGUGAAGAUAGAGAGGAAAUAGAUAAGGCUAAGAAUAAUACUAAGCAAGAGAUUGUGGAAAUUAAAAGAGACAUGGAUGGAGUUGAAGGUGUCAAGAGUAAGGAUAAGAAGAAGAAGAGAAAAAAGAAUGAGGGUAGAGAUGAUGGAGACAAUGUUGGCAGCGAAAAAGGGAAGAAGAGGAAGAACAGGGAGGUUCAUGGUGAAGAGAGGUGA